GCGUUGGUUGUGCAACGCAUAAAAACGCUCACAUUGACGCCAUUUUUAAGCCGUCAUAACGGUAGUAUAAUCGAACACGUACACUGUAGCUGUCUGUGUUGGUGUAUGUGCGUGUGUAUCAAUAUGUUUGUGUAUUUCUGUGUGUGGGUGCCGAAGUACAGAGCGUUCGUUGUCGUGCAACGAAGUCGUGAUCGCAGCCGCGUUUCCGUUGUACGCAUUCAGUUGCCAUCGAGUCCUCGAAUUGAACAAAAGUGCAAGGAUUUAACCGUGAAUUGAUGCUCAAGUGAAUGAAUUGAAUAUUACAUUGAAUAAUCUCAUUUAAGUGAGCGCUUCUCGCUUAAUGCCAGACGCUGAACAACUGCAGCGGAUACGUGCUUCACACUGUAAAAUCAACUAGAGCGACAAAGACAACACCAACAAAUAUCUAAAAAAAAAAAAACAAAUUUUAAGCAAACUGUCAAGCCGGUUACCGCCUCUGAAGUGCAUCAACGGUAGCAACGGCAGCAACAAAAACUAAAAACUUGACCGAAUUUCCAAUCAAUUUGGUGUCCCCAAUCUCGCCCAGAGUAUUCGUCGUUGUCGGCUUCAAGAUCGCAAUCGCAAUCGCAAACUCGAUGAUUUAUUCAGCAUAAAUGUGAGAGAAAAAUAGAAUUUGACAAUCUGAGAAAAAAAACGAAGGAAAACGAGAAAACUUAUACCAACACGUUCGACUCCGUGACAAAAACGGUGGUCGAAGCUUUUAGACAGUCGUGUAAACCAUCGAGCAAGAAUUUUGCUGAUGAAUGUGCUGCUGGCUCAGUGAGAGCCAACGGUGCCAGUGACAGUGCAGCUCAAAGUGAAUCGUACUUCGUAUUGUUGCAUGUAAACACAAGCUACACAUUGUACAGACAGCUCCGUGCCCCAGCGUCAGCGGCUCAGUUUGUACACACCACACCAAUACACAGGGGCAAAACUGAUUUAUGUUCUGAAUGGAGACGACGUGUGGACGCAAACUAGCAACGGCAAGCAGACGAAGCUAUUGGGGCUUUAACGUUGGCCAAUAUUUGCCAACAUCAGCUACGAUAACAACAUGGCCAUAAUAAGGCGACAGCAACGAACUAAACGUAAUUCAUGGUUACAAGUAUCCAACAGCCUGCUGCUACAGGUGGUAAACACAAGUAUACACCCAUCACAAAAGUACCGCCAUGAAUGAAACAGAGUGUGAGGAUCUCAUUAAAUCUGUGAAAUGGACGGAGCCGGCGAACCUGAUCUCUUUGGCCAUACUCGAGUUUAUCAACGUAUUGGUCAUUGGUGGCAAUUGUCUAGUCAUUGCCGCCGUCUUCUGUUCAAACAAAUUACGUAGUGUUACCAAUUUUUUUAUUGUUAACUUGGCCGUUGCCGAUUUACUGGUGGGUCUGGCGGUGCUACCAUUCUCGGCUACCUGGGAGGUGUUCAAGGUUUGGAUAUUUGGUGACGUUUGGUGUCGCAUUUGGUUGGCAGUAGACGUCUGGAUGUGCACGGCAUCGAUCCUGAAUCUAUGUGCCAUAUCUUUAGAUCGGUACGUGGCAGUCACGCGACCCGUCACCUAUCCAAGCAUUAUGUCAACGAAGAAGGCCAAGUCGUUAAUUGCCGGCAUUUGGGUACUCUCAUUUGUAAUUUGCUUCCCGCCUUUGGUGGGCUGGAAAGAUCAAAAGGCCAUGGUACAGCCGACCUACACACGGGGAAACUAUACGCUUUACUAUGCCACCACAAUGUCAAGCACACAGGAUGAGCAACUAGAUGUAGAUAGAAUUAAGCAAAAGGAGGAGCAGGAUGCUGCUGCCUCCUUGUUAACUAAACAUGGCAGUGUCAAUGGCAAUGGUAAUGGCAAUGCCUACAAUCCAUACGAUCCCAACUUCUCGCCAAUCGAUGACUCUGCUGAAAUACAUAUUGCAGCCAUGACGACAACAAGCACAAUUUCGCCUAGCACCGAAAUGGAUUCUAAUAUGUUAAAUGCACCAGUAUUGAAUGUGCCACAACCGGCAACAAGUUGCCCCUGGAAAUGUGAGCUUACCAAUGACAGGGGCUAUGUGCUCUACUCUGCAUUGGGCUCCUUCUAUAUACCCAUGUUUGUAAUGCUCUUCUUCUAUUGGCGUAUAUAUCGAGCGGCCGUGCGCACCACGCGUGCAAUAAAUCAGGGAUUCAAGACCACGAAGGGCAGUCCACGCGAAUCGGGGGGCAACAAUCGCGUUGAUGACUCUCAGCUAAUACUGCGCAUCCAUCGCGGUCGGCCUUGCGGCACUCCGCAGCGCACGCCACUUUCAGUACACUCCAUGUCCUCGACGCUGAGUGUGAAUAGUAAUGGAGCAACAGGAGCCGCCCUAACCACUGCGAAUGAGGAUCAACAGCCUGCUUCCCAAACGGGCACGCCAAAAAGAGCUACUUCGAUGCGUGUGAGUCGCCAGCGGCAUGAGAAGGUAUCCAUCAAGGUUUCUUUUCCAUCAUCGGAAAACAUGUUGGAAUCACCUCGUAUGGGAGUUACGCAGCAACCGCCACCCUCGCCUCACUAUGCCGUCAUCAGCAGCACCAAAACUGGUGUCAGCAACCUUACCAACGGUCGACGUGCGUCAUUCAAGAGCAGCCUCUUUGACAUUGGCGAAACGACCUUCAAUCUGGACACGGCCAGCACAACAGCAGUUGAUCUGGAGAGUGGCAAUUCGACUGGCUUGACAUCGGCCAAGAAGCGUUCCGGAAAACGGAGUGCAAAGUUCCAAGUGAAGCGCUUUCGCAUGGAGACAAAGGCGGCUAAAACACUCGCCAUCAUUGUGGGCGGUUUCAUAGUCUGUUGGCUGCCGUUCUUCACGAUGUAUCUGAUACGCGCCUUCUGUGAGGACUGCAUUCAGCCAACAGUAUUUUCGGUAUUGUUCUGGCUGGGCUACUGCAAUUCAGCCAUUAAUCCGGUGAUCUAUGCCCUCUUCUCCCACGAGUUUCGCAUCGCCUUCAAGCGCAUAGUCUGCCGUUGCGUCUGCACUCGCAGCGGCUUUCGGGCUUCUGAGAAUUUCCAGAUGAUUGCCGCACGUGCUCUUAUGGCGCCCGCCACUUUCCACAAAACCAUUUCAGGCUGUUCCGACGAUGGCGACGGUGUUGAUUUCAGCUGACUAAUGGGCAACUACGAACCGAGUCCCCUGCAGCGCACUGCCUCACUGCCGCAGGAAGCCAGCAUCAGAGAUGGUGAUACGGAUACCACGGGCAGCAGACGUAUACGGCGCGGCGGCUUCUGUAAGGGUCGUGUGCUCUAAGCAAGCCCAGCAGCAGGAGUUCCAGCUAUAACAACAACAACAAGAAAUACUUACAAAUACUUGACAUAAGGCAAUGCACAUCGCUUUUGUACUUUUGUAAACGCCGUCAGCCCCACUGACAUUUACAGUAUUCGCAUUGAACAACGUUGUAACAAUAUGGCAAUAAUUUUCACGUAUUUAACUAGGCAUAAGACAUAACAUACAUAUACUUGUACCUAUAUCCGUACUUUAAGCUAAAUUAAUGUUACUUCAAAGAAACACACUUUGAGCUAAGAACUUCGAGAUGUAACUACAUAUAUUAAGCAGGCCCACAUUUGUUUCACUUUCUUGUUAGUAGAGCUUAUCAGUUCAGUUUUAUGAGUAAUAUAAUAUUUAAUAUAUGUAUAUCGGCCAAUAAUUUGGUUAAGUGAAAAUAAUUUUCAAUAAAAUGAAAGCAAACAAA
Molecule: messenger RNA, 3699 nt
Organism: Drosophila hydei
Lineage: Eukaryota; Metazoa; Arthropoda; Insecta; Diptera; Drosophilidae
Gene: Oamb
Product: octopamine receptor Oamb
Exons: 7
Coding region: 1185-3116 (643 amino acids)
Biological process (GO): adenylate cyclase-activating adrenergic receptor signaling pathway
Cellular component (GO): membrane
Molecular function (GO): G protein-coupled amine receptor activity
Source: RefSeq, a predicted model, not a curated record